Anopheles coluzzii is the source of this 9997-nucleotide messenger RNA. RefSeq names its product GDP-D-glucose phosphorylase 1. The transcript is spliced from 4 exons. The record is from RefSeq and is a predicted model, not a curated record. Gene Ontology annotation, biological process: glucose metabolic process. Lineage: Eukaryota; Metazoa; Arthropoda; Insecta; Diptera; Culicidae. Bases 111 to 1103 code for a protein of 330 amino acids. Gene Ontology annotation, molecular function: GDP-D-glucose phosphorylase activity. Gene Ontology annotation, cellular component: cytoplasm.
CGCCAGUGCCGGUUGAUGACAGCCGGUCCGGACGCGCCGUGUGUUGAUCGCCCUGCCGCUCCACACCCGUCCAGUGGCCGUUCUGCGCAUCACGAGCCAGCUGCUUCAACAUGCGACAAACACAUCCCACCACGUACGAGCUGACCAGCUCGUCGACAGAUUCACGCACUGAUCCAGAACUGCAACGGCUGCUAGAAUCGACCUGGUCCGAACGGCAUGAUGCCGGCGUUGGCUUUCGCUACCGUCUGCACAUAGAACGUGAGCGUAUUGCGGAAGGAAAGUUCAACUUUCUCAUUCUGCUGAAUCGCAAACGGCUGACAGAGCGCCGGCAGCCGCAAGCAUUCCAGCUCGAUGCACCGUUCGAUCCGUCCCGGUUUAACUUUACCCGCGUCGAUCCGGCCGAGGUGCAGCUCGAGCUGGUCGCACCGUCGCCGACCACGAUGCUGAUUAACAACAGCCCGGUGACGGUGUACCACUCGCUAGUCGUGCCCGACCGGGCGGGCCAGCACUCGCAGCUGCUCACAUCGGGCGGUGUGCGCGUAGCGUUCGAGCUGCUGCUGCGCCUGCCCGACCGACGCUACCGGAUCGGUUACAACAGUCCCGGUGCGCAAGCGUCCGUCAACCAUCUGCAUCUGCAUCUGCUCCGGAUCGAUACGGCGCUCUACGUGCAGCGUGCGGAACUGCUUCCCGUGCGUGGCACUCCGCUGCUGCACCGGCUGGCGGAUCAUCUGCCGGCCCAGGGGUAUUGCUUCGUGCUGCGCGACCCAACCACGGAGCUGGAGCUCGUCUGCAGCGGGCUGAUGAAGCUGAUCCAGGCGCUAGCGGAACGGCAGAUGGCACACAAUCUCUUCUGGACCUGGACCGACCUGCACCGGGGUGGCGAGCUGCGGGCCCUUGUGUUUCCCCGCGUGACCCAGUGCGUCAACAAGGCGGCCUGCUCGUUCAAUGCCGCGUUUCUCGAGCUCUGCGGGUUCGUUUCCGUCGGUGAGGGGAACGAUUAUGACCGGCUAACGGAGGAAGCUAUCGUGCAGGCGCUGCGGGAAGCGCAGGGUGACGUGUACGGUAUGCUGGACGGCAUAUUUCCCGUCGCUAGUACCGAUUGAGCGUUUGGGUGGUUGAGAAAUUCAACCGUUGUUUUAAAUACAGGACUAGGAAUGUUGAAUGAUUUAAAGAAAACAAUAUUUUAAGAGAAAGAUAGUUAAGCAAACUCGAUUUAUUUGAGGUUAGUUAAAGGUUCAACCGUUGGUCACAAAGAAACGUGCCACUAGCGUUGUAAGUUACUCGUACAACCCCUAAUAGACAUGUCUGUGCUGGGAUGGUGUGAAAAUGGUACCCAAAAAUAGCACACUAAUCCUAGCGCAACGCAAAAAAAGGUAUGAAGGCAGUUUUUCAUGCGUAAAAAUGCGGCAAUAGAGAGAGAGAGAGACAGGGCAAAAAAACCCCGAAGUAAACAUUCCAAAAACUGUUUAGUCAAGGCGUGCGUACACUACACCGACAAAAGCAAACCCCUUACUUUAGCAGAGGAAACGACCUGCGUCCUGCCUUAAGCCGUUCUUUUGUUUUUGUUGUUCUUGUAUCUUCCAUUUCCCCCGCGGAAAAGCGGAAAAGAUGGCCAGUUGAGGGCGGCCCCUCCGAUGGUGGCGCAAUGUCUUACUCAUUCUUCGUGUUCGGCUUACGGUUAACCCUCGCAAAACAAAAAACAAACCAAAAAAAAACCCUCUUUUAGCAAUGGAAAGCUGCUCCGAGGGCGUUAUUUUUCUUUACACCUCAUCUCCCUCUAAACCUUCCCUCUCCCCCACACUGCCACCAAGCAAACAAGACGCUUGCGGCAAAACGAGGAUUAGAUUAAAGGGGAUGAUCGUUUCGCGAUUAGGCGAGAUAGGGACGAGAAAAGCAGCCGAACGCACGGCAUCCGUCCCUGCAACUAUUGGGAGCAGCGUGGGUGGUCGUUGCGUUGUGCCUGGCCUGGGUUGUGAUUUGCAUUUUCCGAUCAUUAAUCACGAGGAAUGAUGGGUCCUAUCCAUCCCCCCCCCCGGUUUCGUCUUCCACUUCAAACCGAAACCGCAGCACAACGCAGACGGCAAAAGCUUUGAGGAAGGAAAGUGAGAAUGCGGACCCAGCGAGCUUCUCCGUGGCUUUCUCCGGACCCGGGGGUAAAUAGGUAAUAGCUGUCAAAUUUUCUGUGUACAAUGUGACAGCCGCCCCAAAAAGCAGGGCGUCCGAUAAUGGUUGUGUGUUUGGGCCGGGCGGUGGAUGCUGGCUGAAACGUGAAACAAAAGAGCAGUGCGCUGGUCUUGAUUGGUCUUGUGUGCCUUUCCCGGUGGGGCGACGACUGGACGGCACGGGCGACGGGCAACAAGUCAGUGCUUUUUGGCAGACUCAAACAAAAAAAAAUGCUCUUACUUUGACAAGUGGCAAUAGCAUUGUUUUUUAGCGCAACAGGCAGUUGCGGUGGAGCGAGAAAAUGUUGCAAAGAGAUGAGUUUUUUUUUUGGUUGCUUUUUACAGUCGACACUCCAGCCGGCAAGGCCGUUGCGUGUCGCAUUCAUUCGCUUUCUUAUUGCGAAAGGGCGAAAGAUAAAUGGAAAUUCAGCUUCAACUUCAACCCUUUUUUUCGUCUGGCACUUGGGCUAGGUAGGGAGCUGUUGUGUUGUAUCGUCCGCACGUUCGGCUGCGGCUGCUGCAUCAACAGGCCAUCAAUUUCGUUUGCGAAAAAUCAUCCUCACCACUAACCACCAUUUGUAUCGUUCACAAUGGCCGGAUAUUUGUCACACAUCUGGGCCUGCCAGAAGCGGGCUCAAAUGGAUUGUUCGGCUUGGCAAUAUGAGGUGAAGGACAGAAGGGAGAAACAGAGGGAGAGAGAGAGCAAAUUAAAUGUUUUAAUGUGAUUUCCUGUUGUUGUUUUUUGUUGGCAACACACAUUAUGUCGCCUUUUGGGACCGUUUUCCGGUGACCCCCGCGCGUGACACAGUACGAACCAAUAAGAUGAUCCGGUUCGAAGGACCAAAUUGUGCUCCAUAAAUCUAGCGUGCUCGAUGCAAGUGAAAGACGCUGCUCGAAAGAAACGUUCGUUAGGUUAUAGCUUUUUCAUGUUUUGGAGUGCGUCAGGGGACCAACACGUCUCUGUGUGUGUGUGUGUGUGGUUAAUUUUUUUAAGUGACCCCGUUUACUCUUCCGCAUGCUCCAAGUGAGCGGAGAUGAGAAGAUCAUUUGAAACAUGCAGGCCAACCUCACCACAAAAAGAAAAUCCCACAUUCCGUAAAUGGUUGGGAAUGCCUUCUCCUCCGAGCCCUCCUUUCUCUGCGAAAAACCAUAAAACCAUAACCUAUAACGCGACGGCGAUGGCGAUGGAAUAACUAAAACAGAGAACUGUUCUCAGCCGUUUAGUGUUUUUCGUAUUAUUAUUUUUUUUCCUACUUCGGUUUUCAAACGGAUCGAACAAGUUUUUCACACCACUCUAACGCUAACGAAGCGGCAAAGGAAUUCGAGAGUGGAAAGAUGAAGUGCCACCCAACACCCUCACUCCCCGGCACUACAGUUUUACCCGGUAUUGCAAAGGGAUUAACGACGAUACCGGGGAAAAAGGGGGACGCGUUGCUGGUGGGUGCCGGCGAUUGGGCGAAACACUUUCCCCACACCGCUUCACUCCAUUUGUCUCCGCCUCCGAGCGGGCAAAGCAGGGAGGGGACCAUUUUUCGUGCACAGAGCACACUUCCCAUUCAAUUGGAAGUUAUUUAUUAUAUUUGAAACUAACCUCGAACCCACCGUUCCCCUUGGCCUUUCUGUGCUCCUCUCACUGUGAGAGAACACACACACACACGUAUGCACAGAAACACACACUGGUAGACACUUCUGGACGGACGGGUGGAUGCUAGAGUGUCCAGCAAAAAAAAAAAAAAGAAUAAACCGGGACUGAGUGCGAUGGAAAAGCGAUCUACACACCCCAAACACCCUGCCCCGGCGUAGGCGAAGGCUAUUUGACAUUUCGAAGCAAACGCUUCCCGCCCACACGGCACCCAAUGAGGCGAAAACUUAGCUGCCAGGGGGAAACAAUAAAUCAGUUACAGUGCCACCAUACUGCCCGUCCGCGCCCCGGUGAAGCUGGAACACCCGCCUGGAACGCGCGAUGGACAGAUGCGGACGGAGGCGGCCGAUGAGCUGCGCGCAGCGUGGCGAGCGAGGUGAGCUUAGAGGAUAAACCACAAACCACACUCCACGCUACGUUGGCUCUGUGUGUGUGUGUGUGUGUGUGUGUGAGUGCUACCGGGAAAACAACAGGCUGCUGGCACGGGCAAAGCGAAUGGCGCACAGGCAAAGUGAAAAGUGAAACCUUAUGAAGUGGAAAAUGAUUUUCCGAUACGUGUGCUUCAAGUUGUGUGUGUGUGUGUGUGUGUACGGGGGCGUAUUGGUGAUCCCUUUUUUGAGCUCAACGUUUAUGCUGGCCAACGGCCAAACCCAGAUAGGGAUAGCUUUUCGGUAGCGGGCGGUCCGAGAAAACUAGUGAGGAAGGCUGAGUGGCAAUCGAGUGGACGGCAAAAAUGUAUGAAUCAAUUUUCCAAUUCUCCCUUCAACACACACACACACGGAUGCUUCUGAUACGGUUAGGGCAAAAGUGUGCUGGAUGUGUGUGUGUGUGUGUGUGUGUGUGUGUUUGCGAAGGGAUCCGAUGGACCCAAUUCACAAACUUUAGCCAUCUUUUGUUUGUGCGCUUGAGCCGCUUUUGUUUUCACUCCGCGAACAACCCCGAAGGGAGGGGGGGGGAGGAGUGGAGGGGAGAGACCCCCCCCCCCUUACUGUCUACCACUCGCACUAGCCAUGUGUUAGCAUCGAUGUAGAACCAGCGCACAAGCAAGCAUCUUAUCACACGAAGCCCAACAAUGGCAAGGACCUGGAAGCGCCUGCAUGUAUGCAAUCGCUUUCGAAUUGACGCGGAAAGGACUUUCCCUGCUACACGCUCAACUAUGCCAAAUGCAUCGAUCGUCAAAAAAAAAAAAAAGAAAAAAGGUGAAACACACUCACACAUGUUUGGAGCGGUGCUACAUAUUACAGCAAAGUUUUGCUACAUUCCGAGCGGGGAUAUUAGUGAGAUGGGAAGUUUUGGUACCAGUUUUAUUUUGGAAUCAAAACUGCCCUCAAACUUCCCACUUUAGGAUGACAGCCAAUUUUGAAUAUUUAGAUUUUUUUUCUUCUAUCUACUAUAAAUAAACUUGUUUCGGCGGGAGGUGAUGGUCUCGGUAUCCCUAAGGGGAUUAUUUUCCGCCGGGUCAUGUGUCACCCCGGCCUUUUGUUUUGUUCCACCCCCAACGGGACCGGAAAAAGGCGUGAACCGAAUCGAGAGAGGCAUUGAUAAACAAAAAAAAAAAAGCGGGGGAAGCAACAUCGACCAAGCUUAAAUCAAUUCCGCCGUUCGUCCUUUUUGGCAUGUAAAGUAUACUUUUUUUUGUGAUUUCAAAUGCAAAGCUUGCUACACUACAGCAGCACUAAAAUGUUGCUAGUGCAUCGGACAUUAGAGCAGAAGCCCAGUACAGUAACGUUUCACUUCGUAUCACAUAACGUAAAAGUAAUUUAAAAAAGGACUUUGAUAACCAACACAGAGUCUAACAAAGGCUUUCAAAAAAGAUUGAAACAGGCAAAAAGUAUAGCCAAUUUCCAAAUGUUGCCUCAUUGUUGCAAAAAAAGUGAUUUCAAGUACUACCAUUAUGAUAUUGGCUGAUAGCGCCUAAAACCGAUCGAUCAAUUGCGCUUUUUUGCGUGCGUGUAUGCUAUCGCUAUUCCGAUACUGUAGUUGCCUGUAAAUGCCUCUGGUAUGCAAUUUCACCGUAAAAACAAAUGGACUGUGGAAUAGUGAGUUCGAACAAUCGAAAUCAAAAUGGAGACACUUUUGAUGAAACCCGUUCCGCUUGCAUCUCCAUCCCUUCUCUCCCUUAGUCUCUCUCUCUCUGUUGCUGGGUGAUAUGGUGCUCCUAUACUUCACCGCUGUGUUGGAGCAUAGGUCUUUGUGUGUGUUUAGAUCAGAGUUGUCAAAUUGUUGGCCCGCGGUCGCUUGAGCCAAAAUUAUUUUUAUUUUGCAUUUCUGCUUCUCCAGUACAAGUCAGUCAAUUCCGAACGCCUGAAGUUUGAUGAGAUCUUCAACUUCACAAAUUUCUCUUACCAAUUGUUAGACCAUCCAGCGUCAUAAAACCGUUAUCGGUGUUUUGCUCCAUCGGUCGAGCACGCAAUUCCGGACACAUUGUUUGCUGGUCUGGUAAAGCGGUUACAAAAAUACUACAAAUUAUUUUUAUCUCAUAACAAUCGCUUACAUAUGAAUACAUUGUGUUGCUUAAACAAAAAUAUGUGUUGAUUUGAUUUAUUAGUUUCCAACUUUAAACUCACACUUGCUGUGUGUGGUUACCGAACAUUACUGUUUUAUUUUUAAUUUUAAGCAAAUAAUCAGAAAGAGUAAUUGCUGUUAGCAAAGACUUUGAAUGAUUAACAAAAGCGCUCAUCCAACACGACUGCAAAACGAGAUUAAUCAAAUUGCUACUGAGGUGUGGGAUAGCGAAUCAACGCCUUGUGUAGCGUGGAAUUUCGGCAUCAUCUACCCCAUGUACAAGAAGGGAGACAGGUUGGGCUGGACAGGGAUAUCACAGUGUUGACUCCUUCAGGAUCGUCUUGUGCCUCGCGUUGAAGAGACAGACAGAAACUAUCAAAAAAGAUUCCGAAACGGAAAUCGACCACUGAUCAGAUCUUCACCAUGCGGCAGAUCUAGGAGAAGAUGGCAGAAUACAGACGCAACACGUACCAACUCUUCAUUGUUUUCAAAGCUGCAUAUGAUAGCAUAGCCAGGGUAAAACUAUGCGAGGUUAUGAUUCCCGGCCAAACGUUCUUUUGGAUUCCCGAUUAAACAGAUAAGACUAGGACCAACGUCACUUGCCAGGUGGAGAUGGAUGGAAACCUCUCAGGGCCUUUUGCUACCACCAAAGGUCUGCGCUAGCGGGACGGGCUUGCCUGUCCCCUAUUCAACUAGGCGCUAGAGUGGGUUAUCCGUGACUCGAGGGUGGAGACUACGGGAAUCUUCUUUUAUAGAUCAACCCAGAUCCUGGUAUACGCUGAUGAUAUAGACAUCAUUCUUCUGUGGCUCUCCCAUGUAGCAGAAGCCUACCAAGGGAUCGAGCAGGUGGCAGAGAUCCUCGGAUUGCAGAUAAACCAGAAUAAUAAAUAAACCAGGAAUACAGAAAUACAUAUACGUAGGCUUGACGUACAGAUAGGUGAACGCACUGUUGAAGUCGUCCCAGAAUUCGCAUAUUUUGUGUCAAAGUUCAGCAACAACUGCUGGUUGCCAACAGGUUAUUACUACAGCCUAAGAAACAAGUUUGCCCCAAAGAACCUGUCGCAACGGACGAAGCUGGGACUAUACAGCACCUACAUAGUACCGGUACUCACAUACACCUCUGAGUCACGGGCACUGUCCAAAUCUGACGAAACUCUCUUUGUCGCGUUCGAGAGGAAGAUGGUCAGAAAGAUACUUGGCUCCGUAUGUGUGGAAGAACAAUGCAGGAGUCGUUAUAACGACGAGCUAUAUGAGAUGUACGGCGACCUCACUGUGGUGCUUCGUAUCAAGCUCCCCAGGCUCCGGUGGGCUGGCCAUGUUGUACGCAUGGAAACGGACUAUCCAGCCCGUAAACUCUUUUUAGGCCAUCCACAACGGCAGAGGAGGAGUGGUAGGCCCAAAUUGAGGUUGCUUGGAAUUAAGGCCUGGAUAACGGACUGGCAGACGAAAGCGCGAGACCUUGGGCGGUUUCGAGCUUUCCUGAGGCAGGCCAAGAUCGCAAAGCGGUUGUAGCGCUGGAUAAGGGAGUAAGUAAGCUCAUCCAGGUACGAAUGAAAAACUGAAUCUUUUUAGCACAUUAUUUUGGUGAAAAUAUCAGAUCGAACCCCUCUUUAGGGAAUAAACAAGCCUACUUAACUAUUGGCCAUAACUGGCAAUGACUAUUUUUGCGUCCUAAAUCUGGAUAGCUGGCACAAAUUUAAAAAAAAUCAGAGGUCUAUGGCCGAAUGAAAAAAAUCUCCUACAAACGUUUCUUGGAUUUAAUAAUAUAACAAUUUUGCAUUAAAUUUUUUACUACUGCAACGGUCUUGUUAUCUCAAUAUGGACUGAAAGGUACUGCCAGCGGUCCGAUUUUGGUAAAACUAUGUUGCGCGCCUGUACUACUAUUUUAAGCGGCAUUUUGCCCCGCCAAAUGAUCAAAUGUGUUUGACAUCGCUGAUGGCGAUGAUUCAAAAUGUGUUUUUGUCUGCAUUUGCCUUCAUCCGCCGCGUCCCGUUCAACGGCCGGUCCCACUCGAAAUGAGCGCGCGAAACUAAAUUAAAGUUUUUAAUUAACGGCCAACUGGCCGUCUGACUGACAAAAGCGUCCUCGUUUGAUUCAUCGAGCGGUUUUUUUUUCUCUCCUGUUGUUCUUCGUUCUCUUCUUCCGCUGCGUAGUGUUUGUUGCGCGCUCAUUUGCUCGUACAAUUACGCGUACAAGGAGAGAGGCAGGGCGAUAAAAUUGUUGAAUGAAAUGUUUGCAACAAUACUGCACACGGCGCUUAUUUUGGGAAAUGAAUGUACCAACCGAGUCGUGUGAGUAUGUGUGUUUUUUCCCGGUUCCAUUUUUUGCCUCCGCUCGCAUCCCCAAUUACCGAAGGCGCGGUUCCAUCGAACAGGAAAAUGUUUUAAUAUUUCCGAUGAAAAGUGCAUUGCAUUGAUAGGGAGGAAGAAGUGAGGUGGGUGUGUGGUUUUUUCCAUUUUUGCUGUUGUGAUUUUCAUUUUGUGUGUGUGUAUGUGUGAUUGUUACAAUUACGAAAUUGUACUUCACAACCAAUUCCGUGAAUGAGUUGGAAUAUGAGUAGCUUUGCUCUCCAAGCGGUUCUAUUGCUUGUAUUGACGGGUUCAGACGCGAGAGAGGACGGAGGUGAGGAAAACAAAGCAUUAUAAAAAAGGCUCAUUUUCACCAUUUGCCACCCUUAAGGAGAAAUGCUUAAUGAAAUCUAGCAGCGAACAGAAAAUUGACUCGCCCUGUUGUUUGAUUUGUAUGCUUUUGUACCGACGCACCUCUUGAGCUCGGCACGUGCCUUACUACAAACCUUCGAACGGGGUGCUAUUUUUGCUCUGUUCCACCUCUUCUAGCACCUCCACCUCCCUCCCCCCACCCAUUGGGAAAAAUUUAAUUAGUUUGCUUUUGGAAUAAUAAAACACUCCCGCUACCGGGAACUUCCCAGCGGCCAACCUCCUUCCCAUGGGGUCGAUGAUGUAUCAGUCGCACUCCAAAAAUAUAGACAUUAGACGCAUCGUCAACCACGGAACAGGCAAGAUGGUCGGAAGUGAGUGUUCCAUCACCUCUUCCCCCGGCAGAAUGGUACCAGCGUUACGUUUCAAAUCUUUACUGCAGGCAAAAGUCCCUUUUACCACUGUUCAAACAACCCACUCUUGCUCUCCUCUCUUCUAUAUCGUUAAUGUUUAUAGUUAUCCGGGCAAGCAUGUUUUCGACCGCAUGCUUCGACCCAUGAAACGUUAUUGCAACUGCAGGCUGUGCAUUCUGGAGCUUUGGACCGAUACACUUCAUAUAUCAUGCAUUGUGACAAGACGCAAGGAGACGAGCGCGAAACGUUGCUUCACGUCGUCGGCCAUGAAUUUCCUGCUCGUCCGGAUGCAGCUGCUGGCAGGGCACGCAGCAUAGCUUUGCUUUGGCAUACUUUGCAUUUCAGGAGCGUGUGGUUAUUAGUGAUUGAAAGUUAUGGAAUGCUGCUGCUAGUGGCCGAAGGCGUCAUCCAUCAAUUACGUAACGCAAAAAUUGCCAUUUGGCGCAAUGCACUUGAAAUGAUUUAGAGUUUAGAAAACUAUAAAUGUUACGUCAUGGUACAAUGUCUGGUAAUACGUGUAGUAGGAUCAAUCUAAUUAAAGAAAUGUAUAACAAAAUCAAAUAAUAACGAACACUAAAAAAAUAAUAAAACAUUUAAUACCCAUUGGUGGACCAAUCA